CUGCCACUCUCUGGGCCUCUGGCUGCUCCAAGGACCUUGUGUUCAUUUCUGUCCUACCUAUGGGUUGGUCUGUCUUUUCUUGCUUUGGUCUUCCCUGAGCCCACUGGAAUUCACCAAAGUGAGAGUUGUCUUAUCUGUUGUGACCCAUUCCAUCCACCUAUGGAAUUGCAGCUCUCCAGGCCCUCUAAAUGUGAUCCAUGUUACCAAUGUCUGUGACCCACCUAAGAACUUGUUUCUUCUGCAAGGACUGGAACCUUCUGCUUCCCUAGCUUUCCCUAACGUGACAUCCUUCCAUACCCUGUGACUCAGUUCCCUGUCUUCAGAUAGAGUGGCAUUGAAUAGGAGUCAUUAAGAUCUCUGCCACUUGAAAUCCUCAGCUCUCUGCCAGGGCUUCCCUGAAUGUACUGGGUAAUGAUAAUGCUGGUUCUGAGCAGCAGCAGCAGCUGGGGAAAGAAUGAACUCCCCCAGCCAGAGGCUGAGCCACUGAAUACUGAGAUCCCAAGUUCCUGUUCUGAACCCUGGUGAUCAGUUCCUUUGAUGGGCCAUUUGUGGCAGUGCAUGUGUGUUUGGUUGGCCCAUCACAGUCACAGGUGGAGUCAUGGAGCUAGGGGCAGGUAGCAGGCUCGAGCUCCCAAGUUCUUGGGGGCAUUUUAGAACCACUUUGGGAGUUCUGAAAUUGUCAGCUCUGACCCAUUGCCAAGAAUGCACAUUUGGUGAUACGUGGGAUGAAGCAAACUGAUCAAAGUACACAAGUGCCAUCAGUACAGGGGAAAGCAGAGCCAGGUGAAAAGCAGGCUGUGGCUUGGGGUUAAAAUGCAGUGAUUAAAGUGAUGAUGGACUGCACCUCAUAGGCAAACCAGGAAGAAUGCAAUAAAAAGGAUCAAGGAAAGAAGAGAAGAGAGGGAGGGUGGCCACCUUGAUCCAGCUGAAGCAUCUCCAGGAGGCCUUUUCUGGAUGUCACAUCGAGGCUGCCCUUCUGCUACAACACGGAGCUGGUGAUCCCCGAGUUCGUGGACAUGGCUUUGCUCAGCAAUAUCCUAGAGGCCUAUUCCUUUGUCUCAGAAAAUACUGAGCGAGCAGCUCUGUACUUUGUCUCUGGUGUGUGCAUCGGGCUGGUCCUCACCGUAGCUGCCUUGGUGAUGAGGAUCUCUUGCCACACAGACUGCCGGCAGCAUCCCCAGAAGAAGUUCCUGCAGGACCAAGAAAGCAGCAGCAACAGCAGCGACAGCGAGGAUGGCAGCUCCUACGCGGCAUCCGACAUCUCAGUCAGGAGACAUGGUCGCUUCGAGAGGACUUUGAACCAGAACGUUUUCACCUCAGCGGAGGAGCUGGAGCGCGCCCAGCGGCUAGAGGAGCGGGAACGCAUCAUCAGGGAGAUUUGGAUGAAUGGCCAGCCCGAGGUUCCUGGCACCAGGAGCCUGUACCGCUACUACUAGGGGCAGGAGCAGGAAUCCACACCCCGCUGUUAGCCGCCUGGUAGAAAAAGGGUCCUGCAAGGAGGACGGGCACAAAGAGUUGAACGCAGCUCUGCUAAUGUUAUGGUGGCAGAGAUAAGCAGGACGUUCCCAUUUUCUAGCCAGGAGGACUGAUUUCUCCCUUUUGACUAAAUUUAUGGAGAAGUAGAAAAACCAAGUUGGUUCAUCAACUUUUCCAGGUCUUGGAAUAGUGCUGAAAACCCUCUCCAGCAAUGUGGAUGGAGAUUAGAGAAAUGGAACUUGUGGUUUCUCUUGAUUUCUGAGGAUCUCAGAAGUUUCUGCAGACUUCAUUGCUAUGUGUUAUUUCUUUACAAAAGGAAAUAUUAUUACAGGCUGAGGGCUAGGAAGAGCAGGGUUAACUUAACCCAGUAAAUGCAACUUUCUAAAUGACUCCAUGCUAUGGAGGUGAUUUUGAUCCAGAUAGCAUGAUCAAUGCUUAUUGUUUAAGGUCUAUUCUUUCAAUCUUGUGUUGCAAUGGCAACCUCAGGGAUUAAAAUCCUAUUUUUUAUUACAGUUCCCACUUCACUCAUGAAAAUGAAUAAUGUAUUAUAGGAGAUGUGUCAGUGAACUAGAAAAAUGUCAAUAACCUCAAAGGAUGAAGGGUUUUAUUUUAAAUAGCUUAUAAAGAAUAUAUUAACAUGCAAUUAAUGCUACAUGCAUUUGAAAAUGCAGCACAAGAAUAAAAGCUGUGUUUUCGCCCCUUUUGGAGAGAAGAAAAUUUUGUUAUGACUCUAGAUAAUCAUGAUUUUAAACAAUUUGUUUUUUUAAAAAAACCCAUUUGGAUUUCUAAUAAAAGAAUAGGAAUAAAGCCAAAAUUAAGUUGGGAUAAAAAAUAAAUGUUACAUAAGCUCUUUUUUUGUUUUAUGUUUAUUUCUGUGGUUACACUUACCCUAAACAGCAGCCCUUUUAUAUAGGUGGGUAUGGUCUUUUGCCAGACCCUUCAAAUAGCUGGAGAAUUGUGAGAAACUGGAGAAUGGAGAAAUGGCCCCUAGGGGCUUUUCAUUUCUGUAUGUUUCUGUUAUGAUUACAGUAUAGUUGAGUGAUUGUUAAGCUGAUAGGGGAAUAGAAGACUUACCUAAGGCUAGAAAUAAUAUGGUGGCCUCAUACUGAGAGGGGAAGUUGGUAAGGAAGGAAGAGGGGCAAGGCUGAACCACAUUU
Messenger RNA from Balaenoptera musculus (blue whale), 2633 nucleotides. RefSeq names its product eva-1 homolog A, regulator of programmed cell death (gene EVA1A). The transcript has 3 exons. Lineage: Eukaryota; Metazoa; Chordata; Mammalia; Artiodactyla; Balaenopteridae. Bases 1017 to 1436 code for a protein of 139 amino acids. The record is from RefSeq and is a predicted model, not a curated record.